UCCUCCGGUCCGGCUCGCUCUGUAGGGAAACUCCAGCUCACUUCAACCUGACGAGUCUCAGAGAGCAGCAGCUGUUCUCCAUCCUCUCUGCUGAGCAUUAUGGCCUCCAAAAACUCCAACACGGUGCAGAAGGUGGUGAUGGGUCUGCUGGCGCUCUGGUCCAUCAUCUCCAUCAUCGUCAUCGUGGUGUGGUCCACAUCUCCGGACAUGAAGGGCUCGGCAAAGUGCCGCGCCGAGCUGCGGGAAGCGACGGAGAAGCUGGAAGGCGCCAAGGUGGUGUUCGACAAGGACAGGCAGGCGCUGGAGGAGAAGGCGGUGGAGGCGUGGAAGGAGCAGGACCGGCUGAAGGCCGACAUCCUGCUGCUGCUGGGACGCCUCAACGCCACCAACUUCACGCUGGACGAGUGCCGGCUGAAAAACGUCGUCCUGGUCGAGAACGUCACGGCUCUGCAGGACGACGUCAGGCUGCUGCAGCAGAGGGAGGCCAACCUCACGGAGCAGCUCGGCCUGCAGAAAGAGCACAUCGAGGCCUUGCAGCAAAACCUGACGCAGGCUUUCCAUCAAACCGAGUCCUGCUUCAGCCUGAAGACGGCAGCUGAGAGCCAGAUGUCAGCUGCUCAGAGUCAGACCAAAUCCUGUGAAUCCAAGCAGCAGUACCUGGAGAAGCAGCUUCAGAAGUGUAAAGCUUCUGAAUCAGAAGCUCGUAAGGUGAACCAAGCAGGCUCCACUGCCUCAUCGUCUCCUAACUCCGCUGCCGCGCCCCUCGCUGGUAUUCCCGCGCUGACGCUACUCCUUUGUGCCGCUCUGCAUCUCAUAACCUGAGUCCAGAGCUGCAGCGGGUCAAACCGACAGCAAGCACAGCGGUCCAGGAUGGGGCGGAGCCUGGAUCAACAUGACUGCUGUACAAACUUCCUGUCUGCACAACAACGGGGUCGCCAUGGAGACGCUGUCAUGUGACGGACGCUUGGAUAGACUGUUUUGCUUUUCAUUUGCUUUCAUCUCCGGAUCUGAACCGCUUCAUGUUGGACUCUCCAAGCUUCGCUCCUCUUCCCCCAGCAGCGCCUGGGUCCAGAUCAAAACGUCAGAACUCAUUCACGCCAGCGUUUGGUUUAUUUUCUGUUAUGGCUUCAAUCAGGCUGACAGGGAGGAAAGGGAUUUACUGCCAUCAGUCAUGUCUCCACUAAAUGUCUGCAUAUGCUUCGUUUUAAUGCCACAAUUACUGCUCAAAAUCUUUUGUCUCAACUUUUAGAUGUUAUCAAAUUCUGGUUUAAAUUACAGCUCAGGGUGGGAUGUACUCAUUUCAAAAAUAAACCUGAGCACUUUCUACAU
Messenger RNA from Xiphophorus couchianus (Monterrey platyfish), 1329 nucleotides. RefSeq lists its product as uncharacterized. NCBI's taxonomy places the organism in Eukaryota, Metazoa, Chordata, Actinopteri, Cyprinodontiformes, Poeciliidae. The record is from RefSeq and is a predicted model, not a curated record. The transcript has 5 exons. Bases 100 to 822 code for a protein of 240 amino acids.